AUGCAGACUCCGACCAUGGCUGCAGCAGUGUGGACUGAUCGAGGACGCAGGGCUGUGACGGUUGUGGGGACAGUGACGAGAUCCAGGUCCAGUCACACCGCUCUAAAAUCCCAGUAUGACGCACUGGUCAUCGGCGGAGGACACAAUGGACUGGUGGCAGCUGCCUAUCUUCAGAAGGGGGGACUAAAGACAGCGGUUCUGGAGCGCAGACAUGUCCUGGGAGGAGCAGCGGUUUCAGAGGAAAUUUUUCCUGGUUUCCACUUCUCCAGAUGUUCCUAUUUGCUCAGUUUAUUAAGACCCCACAUUACAGCAGACUUGGAGCUCAAGAAACAUGGGCUGAAGGUGUAUAUGAGGGACCCACAUGCUUUCACCCCCAUGUUGGAGGACGGGGUGAACGGUGCCCCACCGAGGUCUCUCAUCCUGGGCGCAGAUCUGGCCAUGAAUCUGAAGGAGAUUGGCAAGUUCUCACAGAAGGAUGCUAAGGCCUUUCCAGAAUUUGUUGCACACCUUGAGAAGCUAGCAGCAGCUAUCCACCCUCUUCUGGAUGCUCCUCCUGUAGAUGUUCCAGGUGUAACUACUGGGUCACUGAGGAAGAGGCUGGCUGCAGCUAAAACACUGAUGCCUAUCGUCAAAUGUGGACUAAAACUGGGUAGAAACAUUCCAGACUUUUAUGAAAUUGUAACUGCACCAAUAAUGAAGAUCCUCAAUCGGUGGUUUGAGUCAGAGCCGCUGAGAGCAACACUGGCUACUGAUGCUGUGAUAGGAGCCAUGACCAGCCCAAGUAAUCCUGGUAGUGGGUAUGUGCUCUUGCACCACGUGAUGGGAGAGCUGGAGAAGGAGAAGGGAGCAUGGGGUUAUGUGGAGGGAGGCAUGGGAGGCGUGUCUCAGGCUAUUGCUAGCUCUGCUCGGUCCUAUGGCGUAGACAUUUUCACUGAGAAGGAUGUAGGGCAGGUCCUGGUUGGUUCAGAUGGUGCUGCCAAGGGAGUGGUGCUAAAAGAUGGUACAGAGAUCCACAGUAAAGUUGUUCUAUCAAAUGCUACCCCAUAUGUUACCUUCAAGAACCUCAUGCCACAGGGGGCCCUUACUCCAGAGUUCAUCAAAGCUGUAGAUCAGAUAGACUACACCUCACCCGUGACCAAAAUCAAUGUGGCCGUGGACAAGCUACCAAACUUCCUAGCAUGCCCCACACCAGAUGACAAACCUGGACCCCACCAUCAGUGCUCCAUUCAUCUUAACUGUGAAAGCGUGGAGCUACUGGAGACUGCAUACAAAGAGGCCAUGAAUGGACGUCCCUCAGCAAGACCCAUGCUGGAGAUGACCAUCCCCUCUGUGUUGGAUCCUACUCUGGCUCCCCCUGGCUGCCACGUGGUGUCACUGUUCACCCAAUUCACCCCUUACCACAUAGAGGGCAGAGAGUGGACGGACCAGGACAGGGAGGCCUACGCAGACACUGCAUUUGACUGGGUGGAGCGAUACGCCCCUGGGUUUAAAAAGUCGGUGGUGGGCAGGGACAUCCUGGUUCCAGCCGACCUGGAGAGGAUCUUUGGGCUCACUGGAGGGAAUAUUUUCCAUGGAUCAAUGUCUCUGGACCAGCUCUACCUAGCACGACCUUUGCCCUCUUUGUCAGACUACCGUUCCCCAAUUAGAGGGCUGUAUCUGUGUGGCAGUGGCUCUCAUCCAGGUGGUGGUGUGAUGGGUUCACCCGGCUGGAACGCAGCGCUCACUGUCAUGACCGACCUGAAACGUCACUGAAACAUGUGACAGCAUCAGUGUGUGCUCCACUCAUAAGUGUUAAACCUUUUUUGUGUGAUUUGUGAAAUCAGUUUCAAUACUCUGUCCAACUAUCUACCUGAUCAUCUGUCUGUCCACCACAUUAUGUUUGUAAGAAUAUCUGAACAGAAGAAAGGCUGAUUUAAGGAUUAAUGAGACAAGAAGAGACUUAAUGAAAAGAGGCUUUCAGGCUCUUUAAUAGGUCGUCCAUGUCAGAAGUCCACCAGUCAAUCACUCCUGGUAUUAAACACCAGUGCAAUACUGCCGCAGUAAAUCCUGUUGCGACACCUCUUAUGAAGUCAUCAUGCUGAGCCAACAGAAAAUCACUGAUACCAACACGACAUUGUUGUUGAAGACAAAUGCAUUUUUAAAAUAACUGACAGUUAAUGUAAUAAUUGAAAUGAAGCACAAUGGGACUUUUUACAAUUUUGUAUGAAUAAAUCCAAAUGA
Centropristis striata (black sea bass) is the source of this 2220-nucleotide messenger RNA. RefSeq names its product pyridine nucleotide-disulphide oxidoreductase domain 2 (gene pyroxd2). The coding region runs from base 1 to 1752 and encodes 583 amino acids. The record is from RefSeq and is a predicted model, not a curated record. Gene Ontology annotation, molecular function: oxidoreductase activity. NCBI's taxonomy places the organism in Eukaryota, Metazoa, Chordata, Actinopteri, Perciformes, Serranidae. The transcript has 16 exons.